CUGACCUCUCCCAAUCCAAACUCACUGUGUUGCUUGCUGCGUAGCUGUAACGGUAAACCCUCCCUCCUCCUAUAGAGUGAAAGGCAGAGAGUGUCUUUUCUCGCAUCUUCCAUGUUGUUGUUAAUAUAGAAAUACAACAAUUACCGCAGCGCCCGAUCCAAACUCCCCACCGCUACGCGUUUCGUUUCGGGGAAAACUAAACGUUUCUGGCUCUCACCUCCGAUUCGCCUCUGUUGUUCCCCAUCUAUGAGGUGAGGUAAGUACUCGAUGGCAGACUUACCAGGCUAUAUGCGUGCCUGCUUGCAUACCGGGAAACUUGCUGCAUUGGCAAUUUUGGUCGCUGGAGGGAUUGUAUUGCAAAUUUUGGCAUGUGCUUUGUACAAUAAUUGGUGGCCGAUGCUUACUGUAAUAAUGUAUGUGCUUCUUCCCAUGCCAUUGCUGUUCUUUGUGGGAUCUGAUUCUUCUGUAAUUUCAGAAUCUGAUAAUGGAUGGGUUAAUGCAACCAAGUUCCUGACUGGAGCUUCAGCUAUUGGCAGCAUUGCAAUACCUGCUAUCUUAAAGCAUGCUGGUGUUAUUGGUUGGGGAGCCAUGGCAAUGGAGCUCGCAUCCUUUUUCGUAUUUGUACUGGCAAUCAUGUGUUACAUUCGGACGAGUGAUGAAGACAGCUACAGUGCGAUCUGAGAUACGGCUCUCCUGGAGUCCUGCCAGAUUUCUGUAAAGAUGUGUUGUAUUUGCCCACAGGAUGUUUUCAUUUCUUGGUGAGGGUUACCUUCAAUAUCAGCUUGUUAUUAUAUAUCCAGAAAACCUUUUUUUUUUUUUUCUCCCUGUUGAGUGUUAUUCUUUAUCCCUGUAAUUGAGUUUGGUGUUGUAUCAAAUAUGUUUUAACAUCUCAUUAUAGAAAACUCUGAUGUGAAAAUUGAAUUGAGUAUGAAGUAGCCUGCCUUGAUGUCGAA
Molecule: messenger RNA, 953 nt
Organism: Prunus avium (sweet cherry)
Lineage: Eukaryota; Viridiplantae; Streptophyta; Magnoliopsida; Rosales; Rosaceae
Product: Vacuolar protein sorting 55 (VPS55) family protein
Biological process (GO): late endosome to vacuole transport via multivesicular body sorting pathway
Cellular component (GO): endosome
Source: RefSeq, a predicted model, not a curated record